AUGCUGGACGGAGCUCCCCCGACAGAGAUGGCGCUGCAGAUCCGCAACGAAAAGCACCUCAAGCACGUGGGUGUGGCCAUGCGACGUCCCCGCGCGCGUGCCUCGUGCAUCAAGGGCCAGGCAGACGAAGACACGAAGCAGUGGGAGCUGCUGCUCUUCUCGAUCGCCGACUCGAGCGAGUUGGCCGAUCUCGAGUCGCUGCUCGUGCAGCUCGCACCGUCCACGUGCUACGUGUCGGCGGACCUGGAGCACCUGCAGGGCGUCGGUGACGGUAAGAAGCUCCACGCGCUCCUCCAGACACACGGCGUGGCCAGCGUCUACGUGAAGAAGAACGUGUUCCUCGACGUCCGUGGCGUCGAGACGCACGUUUCGAGACUCGUUGGCGCCGAGACAAUGGCCGUGCUGCCGGACGUGCUGUCCUGCAAGCUGGCUGCCGGGUCGCUGGCCUGUUUGCUCGACGCGCUUGGCGCCGUGACCGACACGGACGCUUUUGGGUGCUACACGCUGCAAAAAGGGAGCCUCGAGUCGGCCAUGCAACUGGACAGUGCGGCGCUGCGGUCGCUGAACUUGUUGCCGGAGCCAAGCGCUACGGCGACAGGAGGAGGGACGUUUGGAGGCAGUGUCUUGGAGAUCCUCAAUCGAGGGAAGACACUGAUGGGCCGACGGCUGCUCGAGCGCUGGAUUCGACAGCCACUGCUUGAUGUGGAGCAGAUUGAAACGAGACAAAGGGUUGUGCAGCUAUUCGUAAAUGACUCGUCACUCAGGAUGGAGCUGCUCGACGAAGGGAUGAAAGCGCUGCCUGAUUUAGGUCGACUGGCGACCUGCCUGGAAACGAAGAAGCAUGCAAAGAUUACCGACCUCGUAAGCGUAUACGACGCAGCGGUGGGUGCAAUGCCUCGUGUGUUGCAGUGCUUGAAGAGCGCGAAUGUUGGUCGUAGUGGUGAUGACACGAUAGCAAAUCUGGUGAAGCCUAUGUUCGUUGCGCCGCUAGACAAGGUGCUAGCAGAUUUGCGAGGCUACACAGAGCUCGUCGAGGAGGUUGUCGACUUGGACAGCCGUCCAACUCUCGUGGUAAAUGCCAAGCACGACGAGAAUCUACAGGCGCUGCGUGAAGAGUGGGAUGGUAUCCUUGCGGACAUCGAAGAAGAGCACCAAAAUGCUCUUGACAACAUCGGUGGUGAGAUCAAGUGCGAGAAAGACAAAGUUCGUGGUUUUGCUUUCCGUGUUAUCAACAAGAAAGAAGAAGCCCGUUUGUCCAAGUUGCCGCACGUGCACAUAUGCCAAGUACUCGUGAGUGGAGUCCUGUUUACGACGACAAAGUUAAAGGCGCUAGCCGACGACUACCGCCGUGUGCGCGGCGAAUAUGAGGAACGACAGAGUCAUUUGCUGAGUGCAGCGGUCGAUGUGGCUAGCACGUAUGUGCCAGUGCUUGAAGCGGCAACUGCGAUACUAGCAGAACUGGAUGUGCUGCUUGGAUUUGCGCACGCUGCAUGCCAUGCUGGCUCGGGGUAUUGCCGACCCAUGCUGGAUGCUAAUGGUGACUGCAUUGUGCUCACAAGCGCACGUCACCCUUGCGUGGAACUGCAAGACGGCGUGGACUUCAUCCCGAACGAUUACGCGUUCGAUCGUGAACAAUCGCGUUUCCAGCUCGUGACGGGGCCCAACAUGGGGGGUAAGAGCACCUAUAUUCGUCAAUUGGGGACCAUUGCCGUGAUGGCUCAAAUUGGUAGCUUCGUACCGGCGGAAGUCGCUCGAUUGCCUGUGUUCGACAAGUUGCUGGUUCGUGUCGGUGCAGGGGACCUGCAGCAGCGGGGGGUGUCGACGUUCAUGCUUGAGAUGUUGGAGGCAUCGGCCAUUCUGCACAAAGCCACUGAACGCUCGCUCGUGAUUAUUGAUGAACUCGGUCGAGGCACAUCGACGUACGACGGCUUUGGGUUGGCAUGGGCCAUCUCCGAGUACCUCCUCACCAAAGCGCGCUCAUUGUGCCUCUUUGCCACGCAUUUUCAUGAACUGACAGCUCUAGAGCGCGAGCACCCUCGCGGCUUUCAGAAUAAGCACGUAACGGCUGUAGCUAGCGACAGGGAUAUCACAAUGGUCUACCAGGUGCGGGAUGGCCCAUGCAUGGAAAGCUUUGGCGUCCACGUGGCAUCGAUGGCAGGAUUCCCUCCGUCUGUCAUCCAAUGCGCUCGGAGGAAAAGCCAGGAGCUCGAAGGUUUUGAACGAGCUUUGGGUACUAGUCAGGACUCUUGUGGUGGCGAGAAAUGCGCGAAAAGAUCCGCGGAGGAGACGUCACUACUCGAUGAGACCAGGCAAGCUCCUUCUUCGAAGAGAAUUGCGCUGGACAAGAGGCUCGUCGCCGCGUUUGCUGCGCUCCCUCUUGACAAACUCACGCGUACUGAAGCCCUUUCUGCAGUUCGCGAGCUCGUCGUCAAUGAAGGAAGCGGAUCGUGA
Molecule: messenger RNA, 2451 nt
Organism: Hyaloperonospora brassicae
Lineage: Eukaryota; Oomycota; Peronosporomycetes; Peronosporales; Peronosporaceae
Source: the annotation of a GenBank genome assembly